GACACACUGAACUCAAUAGGCGUGGUCUUCAACUCAGGAACACUUCAGUAGGAAAUAAAAUCAGUACAGCAAUGUCCCAAGAGAGAAGGAACAUCGCUAGGGAAGCCAAGCGUGACUCCUCUGCCAUGAAAGCCACCGCUGUCCUCACGAUGUUUUUCCUACCGAGCACAUGUUUCGCCGCCUCUAUCGCAAUGCCACUCUCGCAAUUGGAGCUCAACCUCUAUUGUGACGGGCAAAUCCUGGGUCUACUGGGCUGUGACCAUCCUAGCUACGAUUCUGGAACUUGUGGUGUGGAUACUUUGGCAUGUGUUUGAUGAGUGGAAGUCUGAUCCUGAGGAAGGGGACUGUUUUCCGCGACCUUUGUGCUUGGAUUCGCUCUGACCCAGUUCAGAAAGACAAAAAGACGAAUCUUGAAAGCGGAAGGAAUUCAUGAGCCUUCUUGAAGGUUGUGUGUGUAUUGGACCAAAUACAAAAAAUUGCCAAGCCAGUAUAAAAGUCUUGUGCAAUUUCAAGCGGCCAGUGCCUGGUGGGCAUUGGCCUUUCGGACCGAAACAAACUUGGCCGGAAUCGGAAUGUUGCGAGAUGAGCCGUGGCGGAAGGGCCUUUGUUUAAUGUACAAACCCGAGAAUCAGCUUGUAGUUAUUAUGACAACACAACAAUGUUAUGGUUUUAUGCAUGGUGCAUUAGAUUGGGUGUUGCCUUUGGUAAAUAGUUAGUGCGUAAUGACGCGUAGGGAGGUAAUUAACUUAGUAAUAAAAAAU
Molecule: messenger RNA, 761 nt
Organism: Hyaloscypha bicolor E
Lineage: Eukaryota; Fungi; Ascomycota; Leotiomycetes; Helotiales; Hyaloscyphaceae
Exons: 3
Coding region: 72-314 (80 amino acids)
Source: RefSeq, a predicted model, not a curated record